AUCUCGGGCGGGGAAUCAUAUUAUUGUGCAGUGCAAUUCUAACAUAAUGCAAUUAUGUUUAUAGCGGGAAUUGUGUAUGGUUCUAUUCAUGGACAUUCUUGGAAGAAUAUCAGUGUUUUCUCCCUCUUUCUCUCUCUUUUAAUUUCUCUCUGAGCUGAGAAUGGCUCUCCUCUCUCGUCGUCUCUACAGUGUAGGAUGGUGGGCGUGUACUGUUAACUACAACAACCCACCGCGUGAAUAUUAUCAAGGUGCUAUUAUUUUCCCUCAUCAGAAUUAUUUUCCGUCCUGGGCUUUGCGCCGUAGUAAUGCUAUGGGGCUUUCUACGUCACUAGGGAGAAACUGUGCGAAAACAAUGCUCCUCCGCCAGAAACCAUCUCCACGGGAGAGCAUUCGGGUAGAUUAGAUUUCUAUUCUACCGCACUCCCUGUCCGGCGACCUUCACAAUAGCCAGCUAAAGAGAGCGGGGGAGAAGAGGGAUACAGUAGGACUGCCACAUUGGGCUGCCGUCUCCAUCGCCUUCAGAUCACACGGGACUGGAGGGAGCCUAGUCUAGUCUGUUUGUUUUUCUAUUGAGGUCCAGACUGCAACUUUCCCCAGGGUCCUGAUGGCUGGACACGAGCGGGAGUAUAAGGACUGGUUCGAACGGGAGGAAUUUAUCGGACAGAUCAGCGAUAUCCGAGUGCAGAAUCUUCAAGUUGAAAGAGAAGUCGUUCAGAAGAGGACGUUCACACGAUGGAUGAAUCUGCAUUUGGAGAAGUGCACUCCUCCGAUGGAGGUGAAUGACCUGUUCAGAGAUAUCCAGGAUGGAAGGAUACUCAUGGCUCUGCUUGAGGAACUGUCUGGAUGCAAGCUGCUUCAUGGAUGGAAGCAGUCCUCACAUCGUAUCUUCAGACUGAACAACAUCGCUAAGGUCCUUACCUUCCUGGAGGAGAGAAAUGUGAAGCUGGUCAGUAUUGAUGCUGCAGAUGUUGCCGAUGGCAACUCUUCCAUCGUUCUUGGACUCAUCUGGAAUAUCAUCCUGUUUUUCCAGAUCAAGGAGCUGACAGGGAACAUUAAGAGUCAGUUCCCCUCGUCCUCUAGCCUCUCCUCGCUCCCCACCAGCUCAGACUCCGACACCUCCCACUCCAGCACGCCCUCCUUCGAGAGACCGCGCUCCAUCGCCAUGAGGGAUCAUGGGAAGCCCAUCAAGACGCUCCUGCAGUGGGUCCAGAGACGAACCAGGAAGUACGGUGUGGCGGUGCAGGACUUUGGGAAGAGCUGGACCAGUGGGCUGGCCUUCCUGGCUGUCAUUAAGUCUAUAGACCCCAGCCUGGUGGACAUGAGGAGAGCUCUGCUGAGGACAGCCAGGGAGAACCUAGAGGAGGCCUUCAGGACAGCCCACUACAGCCUGGGCAUACCUAGACUACUGGAUCCAGAGGACGUGACCAUCAAUCCUCCAGACGAGCAGUCCAUCAUGACCUAUGUGUCCCAGUUCCUCGAGCACUUUCCUGGGAUGGAGGAGCCCCAGGAAAAUGCAUCUGAUGUGAUACAGAGGAGUGUGUCGUCAGGCAGACUCAGCUGUCGUGUCAACGAUUCCUCCCACGACCUGAGGAACGGCGUCCACCGGAGCCGGGACAGAGAGAGGCCCUACGUGGUCCGGAGAGACUGGGUCCGGCCCCCGCCCAAAAUCUUAAUCUCCUCCGUCUCCGAGGAGCUCAAGUCUUCCACUUCCCCGGUCGCGGUGGAGCGCUCCUGGGUCAACGAGGGCUUGUCGGUUGGGUCCACCCCCAGCCCUGUCUUCACUGUCUCCACUUCCAGCUCCCCGCAGCCCUCCUUCGUCGACUCGGUCAUCGGCUCUGUGUCUUGCGACUCACCAAUCAGUGACUCUGUCAUCGGUUCACCAGACUCCUGUUGGGAGGGCCAUCCAAACGAGGCAGUGACUCCAGACAGGUUCGUGGAGAGCCGUAGCGAUGGGUCGCUAUGCGACAGCGGGCUAUCCUGGGACAUGAGCAUCCCUCCCUCUACCCCCCACGGGGUCACGCCCGACCUGGAGGAGCCGUUGCCCUCAGUUACGGGGCUGACAGGGAAACCCCAGGAUGAGGAACAGGAAGUGAUUCUGGAGCUGUUUGUUGACGAGGGAAACUACUCUCUAAACUCGUUGGUGAGCACACACGACAGAUCCAGAACACACCCAGAGAAAGAGGAGGAUGGGGGGGAGAAAGAGGAGGACGGGGGGGAGAAAGAGGAGGACGGGGGGGAGAAAGAGGAGGACGGGGGGGAGAAAGAGGAGGACGGGGGGGAGAAAGAGGAGGAGGAGUAUAACUACAUUCUGGACCUGAGUGAGGACAAGGCAGCCAAGCAGGAGCCUGAUCAAAGAGAAGGAAAUAAUAAUAAGUACAGGUCAAGUACAGGUCAGAGUAACAGCGUUAACAAGGAGCAGGGAUGGCCAUCUUCAGAGCUCUCUGACGAGCCUCAGGAAACUGACUCUGACCAGAAGGGGGAGAGUGUGUGUGAGGGUGAGAGUGUGUGUGAGGGUGAGAGAGGAGGAGCUGUGUGUUCUCCACAACGUGAGAAAAUCAGCCAAUCAAAGCAGGGCUCUGAAAUCACAAAUCAGGUGACCCCCGACCUGCAUGAAGAGCCCAAUCAACGGGACAGUGUCCCGGAGACAACAGGCAGGACAACAGAAUGUGCCAAGAAGGAAACAGCGGAACCAUCUAGAGAUUCCAGGAAGGCUGGAAACCCUGAGGAAGAGUUAGCUAAGGAACGUUCUGAUAAAGCAGAGGGUCAAAGUGAUGUGACUGACAGAGUGGAGACGGAACACAGACAGACUACUUCUCUGUCAGAGAGGGACAGAGAUGGGAAGUGGUCCCUGGAGGGGUCAGAGGAAAGGCACAAGAAGGUCACAGAAGAGUCUGAAACACAAGAGAAGAUAACAGAUUUUCAGAGCGGCCAUGUAGAGUCACAGGAGAACACUACGACACAGGUUGAUGAUGUCACAGAGUCGACGCAUCCACAACCGUAUAUGGAGAUGGACCAGAGUCGGACCAUCCUGGGGGGCCCCUCAGAACAAUGUCUGGACCCGGUGGAGCAGAGCCAUACUGGGACAACUCCUGCCUGCACAGAUGGUGGGCAGAGUUCCACACUCCUAACAGAGGCCGAUAAGGAAUCGACCCUGAGCCCAGAGAUAGAAGCGGAGGCUGGGGAUGAAGACCUGUGUGGGGCCCAUGGAGGUGGCUUGGUUGAAAGGGCUGGAAAGUGUGAGAGAGCCUCUUGUGUUGGAGAUGCUGAAGUGAAUGUAGUAGCUCCUGAGGAGAAGAGAGUCACAGAAAAGGAACAUGACUGGGUGGAUGGGUCUGGGACCACAGACAACACAGAGACAGUAGUGGAGGUCCCCCGUCAGUGCAAGCCAGUUUCCAUUAUACCCCUUGACAUGGUGUACUACCCCCACUAUGUUGAGCCUAACCCUGGAUCGGUCCUCACUGGGCUGGUUCCUCAGUCUCCUCUCUUUGACACAAACACCCAGAGCCAGGCUAUACUGCAUAGCCAGGAGGAGAGAGACUCAGAGAAGGACUCAGGGGAUCAUACUGAUGGCGGUCAUAGUGAGACAGAGGCCUCUGCUGUUGAAGAGACAAGGGACAAAAUGGCCGACACAGAACAGAGUGAAACCAAGCCUGUGAAUAUGACCCACACAGACACUGAGAGGAGGAGUGCUUUGGAGUCUGAAAGUGAACCAAUGGACUUGUUCUAUACAGACAGUGAUGCUGACGAGAGUUCUAGAUCAGCCGUUGAGGAGCCAAUGACAGUGAGCGACACUCUGGAGCCAAUGGAUCUGUUCUACCCGGAUACAGCUGAUUGUGGCCCUGUAGAGGAACCAGAGAACGACGUGGAGACCUCGCCGUGGUCCUCCUCCUUCAGCAAGUCAGUAGAGACCUGGCCCUCAACCUUCAGUGUGGCAGCUCUAAAACCAGCACCGUCCUCAGAACCAGAACCACUGCCAGAGACACACACAGACUCACACACACACAACACGCUGUAUCAAGAGGAACUCCGUGAGGUGUCAACCACACAGGAGCAGGAUAAGGAGAUUGAGGUGAGAGGGGGCUCUGGUGGAUCAGACCCCCAGGAACUGUGCUCCAUGCUGGGUGAGCAGACGGAGGGAGACGGGGCUGUGGUGGAGGUGGAGACCCACCAUGGGCCUGCUGAGAGCAGUGAUCUCACCAUGACUGACAAGGAGAGGCCUGGCUCUGCUGCUGCUGCUGCCAGAGAAAGCAACGAGACCGUGAGAAGGAACACUGACAGUGAUGGAACCCUAGAUGAUCAGUGUUCUAUGUGUUUUACUCCUCUCCACAAGAGGAAGAACAAUGGCUCCAAUGAGAAGGACAAUCAGAAAGGUUUGGCAUCCAGCCGAACUCGCUGUACCAAGUUUGACACCAGCUGGAGGGAGAUACGGAUUCCAACAUCAUUGACAGAGUACUACGUUCUCCUGCUGCUGUGGCUGGUCCUCUACUGUCUGUUGGUUUUGCCACAGAUCCACUACAGAGACCUGCCACGUCUUCUGCUCAACCUGGACGAAUGAACACACACACACACACACACACACACACACACACACACACACACACACACACACACACACACACACACACACACACACACACACACACACACACACACACACACACACUGCCAUACACGUACAUACUGAUACACACGUCAUGUACAUGUCACACACACGACACAUACGCAUGCACGUACACACAUACACACACUCAUUCUCACAGGCAUGCACACACACACACACACACACACACACACACACACACACACACACACACACACACACACACACACACACACACACACACACACACACACACACACACACACACACACACACACACACAUACUCUUUGCUAUCUUCUCCAGUCAACAUUGUCCCUCAUUCAUAUUGGCCCUUACCCUUUUCCUUUCAACACAUUUCAUAUCGACAGCAAAUGGAGACUUUUUUUUUAUUCCAGAAUAAUUUAAAGGUUUUUAAAGAUUCUGCUCUUUGGCUUUUAAUUUGGCUUGAAUUGAUAUGCUUACAUUGUAAAGACUAAGCUAUAACUCUGUAUGUUUCUCUGAGUUUAUUGAUGCACAAAGAGAGAAGUCUUGUAAGCGUCUGUAGGAUUGUACAGAACACAUUAUUUUAAAUGUUUUGUUUUCUGCAAAGAGUUUAUGAAUACAGUUUAUGAAGCUUUGCAGUGGGCCCAUUUAUGUAAAUGUUGUGAAAAAACAUGUAUGUUUCAGAUUCAUCCCUUUAUGUCGUUUUAGAAUUUACACACCGUUUGAUAAGAAAAAGUAAGAAAAUGUGUGGUAUUUCACAGAUGCACAAAUAUCACCUCCAAGACAUGCUAACCUCUCACCAUUACAAUAGCAAGGUAGGUUAGCAUUUUCUGGGGGGUAUGAUAUUUGUGCGUUUCUCACUCAUCAUUAUUCACAAUUCAUUCAGGACUAUCUGUAAUCAUGGUAGCAUCCACAUUAAUGUGGAAGUGUUUAGAAACAUAUUCUGUAAUUAUUUACAAUAAAAGUGACUCCAAAUGACACAACACAUUAUUUACCAUUAAUUUCUAUUGGGCGCAAAGUAAUCUGAAACACAACCAAAACAAACAGAAAAUGCUUGAUGUAAUCACUGUGUGCUAGGAAUAUGGGACCAAAUACUAAACUUUUGACUACUUUAAUACACAUAUAAGUAAAUUUGUCCCAAUGCUUUUGGUCCCCUAAAAUGGGGGUAAAAUGGGGGUAUGUAAAAAAAAAAAAGUGAUGUAAUUUCUAAACGUUCACCCAGUAUGGAUAAAAAUGCUCAAAUUAAAGCUGACAGUCUGCACCUUAAUCUCAUAGUCAUUGUAUCAUUUCAAAUCCAAAGUGCUGAAGUACAGAGACAAAACAACAACACAAAAUGUCAGUGUCCCAAUACUUUUGGAGCUCACUGUAUUUACACAUUUGAGAUAAUGCACAAAUUUCAUUGGGUGAUGAACCUCUAGAAGGUUCUACUUGUCUUACAAGAAUCUCUCAGUGGAUGAUGCAGAGGCUUGGGAGAGUGUCAGUUGAGAGGUUUGGAGUGUGUCAUUUGAGAGGCUUGGGAGGGUGUCAGUUGUGAGGCUUGGAAGGUGUCAGUUGUGAGGCUUGGAGGGUGUCAGUUGUGAGGCUUGGAGGGUGUCAGUUGUGAGGCUUGGAGGAUGUCAGUUGUGAGGCGUGGAGUGUCCCAGUUGAACUUUUUGAAACACAGUGUGUGAACUGCCAAAGAUACAGUGUUUGGAAUGCUGAAUAUAAAAUAUUCAACUCACCACUAUAAGUUAACACACAGAGGAAGUAGUUAUGAAGUGACAAUAUCGGUUUACUAAUAAUAUGUUGGUCUUAUAUUUUAAGGAUUUUAAGAAUGCUGAAGCAUAUCAAUCUUUGUAAUGUCUAAGGAUACGUUGGAAGUACAGUAUAUUAUGGCAUGUUUUAAGUUUAAUGAUUCAUUCCGUUAAAUAGUUAUGUUUGUAUGCCUGUGGGUUGUUUUUUAAACUGCUGGGAUUGAUUCAACUGUGCUUGAGUUUGUAAGAGUCCUUUUAAUAAAAAGAGAAUGCUUUAUGAUGAAA
Salvelinus fontinalis (brook trout) is the source of this 6602-nucleotide messenger RNA. RefSeq names its product dentin sialophosphoprotein-like. The record is from RefSeq and is a predicted model, not a curated record. The transcript is spliced from 13 exons. Gene Ontology annotation, biological process: nuclear migration. Gene Ontology annotation, molecular function: actin filament binding. NCBI's taxonomy places the organism in Eukaryota, Metazoa, Chordata, Actinopteri, Salmoniformes, Salmonidae. Gene Ontology annotation, cellular component: nuclear outer membrane; meiotic nuclear membrane microtubule tethering complex; cytoplasm. The coding region runs from base 605 to 4555 and encodes 1316 amino acids.